AUGGGGAAAACACCAAUAAAAGAUCAAAGAGAUGGUAAAAAGGACAAAUCUGGAAAGCCAGCGUCACCACCAGGCACAGCCCCUCCUGCAACAACUAACGAUGCUUUCAACUGGGAAGAAUAUCUUAAAGAAACCUCAGCAACGCCGGCUCCAGCCACCUGUUUUCGUCAGGCCAGAGUCCCGCCGUCUAACGACUUCAAGGUGGGAAUGAAGCUGGAGGCUCACGACCCGCGGAACUCCACCUCGGUGUGCAUCGCCACGGUGAUGGGCCUGACCGGCGUCCGCCUGCGCCUCCGCCUGGACGGCAGCGACAACAGCAACGACUUCUGGCGACUGGUGGACUCCUCAGACAUCCAGCCCAUUGGCAGCUGCGAGAAGAACGGCGACAUGCUGCAGCCGCCGCUGGGCUUUCGCAUGAACGCCUCCUCUUGGCCGAUGUUUCUAUUGCGAACCUUGAAUGGAGCCGAGAUGGCGCCGGUAACGGCCUUCAAAAAGGAGCCUCUGAGGCCCCCCCAAAACACUUUCAAGCCCGGUAUGAAGCUGGAGGCCGUGGACAAGAAGAACCCCUACCUGAUCUGCCCUGCCACCAUCGGAGAGGUGAAGGGCGAUGAGGUGUUCAUCAUGUUUGACGGGUGGCGAGGCGCCUUCGAUUACUGGUGCAAGUUCGACUCCCGGGACAUCUUCCCCGUGGGCUGGUGCUCUCUCACCAAGCACAGUCUGCAGCCGCCGGGCAACAGUGUCACCCUCCCAAAGAACCUGCAGAUGCUCCCGUCCUCGCCCUCCAAGCCCAGCCGGCGCUCCAUGCCGUCCUCCUACCGGCUGCCCAGCCCGCUGCCCCCCCUGCCCGUCAGGAAGGGGGUCCGGGGCCGCCGGCCCAAGAGCGAGACCCUGGCCCUCCUCAAAGCGGUGGCCGAAGCGGCCGCCGCCCAGAACGGGGCGGUCCCGGACGAGGCGCAGCUGGUGCCCAGGGUCUACAAGAAGAGGGGGCCCAAGCCUGGGAGCAAGAGAAAAUCCCGAGGUCUUCAAAGCCCAACGCAGCUGCCCAGCAUCCAGGUUCCACAGGAGAGCCCCCCCAGCCACGGCUCGGUGGUUUCCACGGUGUGCGUGUAUGUGAACAAGCACGGGAACUGCGGCCCCCACCUGGACAGAAAGCAGAUGCAGCGGCUGCCAGACCACUUUGGCCCCGGGCCGGUCAACGGCGUGCUCCAGCAGGUGGUCCAGUCCUGCAUCGACUGCGCCUACCAGCCCAAGGUCCUGCUGGGCGCCCUGCACUCCGACUCGGGAGGGGGGGAGGUCGUCAGAGUGAGGACGGACGGCGGCGUGCGGGCCAUCCGGCUGCCGGCGGCCUCCAGCGCCUCCUUCGUGUUGCGCUUCCUGGAAUCCAUGUGCCGCCACCUCCAGUGUGACAACCUGUUCAGCAGCCAGCCGUUCAGCCACUACACGCCCUACGACCGGAACAAGUCCGUGAAAGAGGAGGCGCUGGACGGCCCCUCCCUGGCCCGGGGGAGCAAACGCAGCCUGUCCGGGGUCUCGCCGUCCUACGCAGCCCCCCUGUCGCCCAAACAUUUACGCGCCGAGGCCCACCCAUCAGAAGCAGAAACGAUGCCCCACGAAGAGAACGGCCACAUGAAAGAGCAGCGCUACAUGGACUCCGCCUCCAACUCCAUGACCCCGCGGCCGCAGGCGGCCAGGAGCUCCUCGGAGUACCACUCCCACUCCGGCAGCCUCUACCACCUGAGCAGCAGCAGCACGCAGAUGAGGCGCCACUCCUCCAGCCUGUCCGAGCUCGGCUCCUCGCAGCCCCUCAGACGAGUAGAAGCAGCCAGCUCCACCACAGGCCCCGACGCGCUGGGCUCUGACCGGGAGAGCCUGCAGCUGCCGGGGAAGAGCCCGGCCUCCUGGUCCAUCGAGGAGGUGAUGCAGUUCGUCAGGGACGCAGACCCCACCGCGCUAGCUCCUCACGCUGAGCUCUUCAGAAAACACGAGAUCGACGGUAAAGCUCUGAUGCUCCUGCGGAGCGACAUGAUCAUGAAGUACAUGGGUCUGAAGCUGGGCCCCGCCCUGAAGCUGUGCCAUCACAUAGAGCGCCUCAAACAGGGCAAGCUGUGACGGGACACAUGGCGGGGGGGGGCAGCCCCCACCACACCCAGAGCAGCA
Molecule: messenger RNA, 2157 nt
Organism: Menidia menidia (Atlantic silverside)
Lineage: Eukaryota; Metazoa; Chordata; Actinopteri; Atheriniformes; Atherinopsidae
Source: the annotation of a GenBank genome assembly